Lachancea mirantina is the source of this 2769-nucleotide messenger RNA. NCBI's taxonomy places the organism in Eukaryota, Fungi, Ascomycota, Saccharomycetes, Saccharomycetales, Saccharomycetaceae. The record is from the annotation of a GenBank genome assembly.
AUGUCAACUGGCGACCCAGCAGGAUGCGUGCGAUGCAAAGAACCGUUAAUUACGGGACACGCGUACGAACUGGGAGGAGACAGAUGGCACACGCACUGUUUUUCGUGUUAUAAAUGCGAUAAACCGUUGAGCUGCGAUUCUAACUUCUUGGUCUUAGGAACUGGAGCGUUGAUAUGUUUCAGUUGCUCUGAUUCCUGUAAAAACUGUGGGCAGAAGAUCGACGAUCUGGCGAUCAUUUUAGCGACGUCCAACGAAGCGUAUUGUUCGGACUGUUUUAAAUGCUGUAAAUGUGGGGACAAAAUAGAAAAUCUCAGGUAUGCCAAGACGAGACGAGGGUUAUUCUGCAUUAGGUGUCAUGAACGGCUGCUCGAGAGACGGAAGCUGUAUGAAGAGAAAAAACGACGAUUGAAAAAAGAACUGCCAAUGACGCCGAGCGAGGACUCUGUGGUAAGUGCGAGCGUCAUCGAACCUGCAACUAUCAUCGAACCUGCGAUCCCUCGCAGAUCUGCGCAUCGGCCUCUGUCUCCAAGGAAAAGCAUAGAAGUGUUGCCCGCGUCAACGGGUCACGAACUCGAAAAACAAACCCUGUCAUCUAGUUUGGCUUCAUUAGCAGCGCCAUUGGACUUUUCUGCUGCAGUGUCGAAAGGCAUGAGCAGCGAUCCUCAAAGCGAAAGCUCGGUGGGUUACAAAAAAGAAGCUCAAACUGCUUACACUGAGAGCGUGGUUGGGCAAUUCUUGCUGGAUACCGAUUAUAAUUCAACUGGAGACGAGGUUUCUACAGAAAGGGAAGAUUUUAGAGGUCACACAAGUCAAUUAUCUAUCGACGACCUCCUUCGGACGACUUUGGAGAAUGACGAGCAUCUCGAAAACGAAGCGUCUCGUGAGCUCUUGGACAUCCCCAAGUUUGAGACUAAGCAACUUUUAAACAAGACUCCUCUGCGAAACAAGCCCAACGAUUUUAGUCAAAAAUCGCCAAUAACUAACAGACAGGGUUUGGUUCUAAACGAGGCAGACGUCAUGGAGGCGUUAAAUAGUCCGGUUAGGGUAGGAACUCAUGAUGAAAGAGAAGCCGGUCUUGGGAUAACUACCCCAGAAAAAUCUGAAUUUUCUGGAGGUGGGACCACCAUGGGUCUUCCUUAUGAUAGUACCCAACCUGUUACAGCACAAUCAUCGUCUCUUGAUCGGAAUAUUAGCCGCUCGCCUUCUUUAUUUGGUCAUCAUAGAAGAUCUUCCAGUGGUACAAAUAAAAAACUCGGAAGGUCCCUCUCUAUGAGGUCAAAGAGUAUAAUGAUGAACUUACGUCCAAAGUCCAAAGAUACGAAGAACGCUGCUGUAGGCAAAUCCACCGAUUUUGAUACCCAUUCUGGAUGGGGGGUGACUUCAUCGAGCAUCAACACGUCGGGCUCUCAAAGACGAUUUUCUUCAAAGCAUCAAAGUGAUAGUACGGAGUACUCCACUCAUAAGCUGGGCAAAGGGCAGCACGCGAGAAGUGGCAGUGCCAAUGGAAGCGUGUCAGUGUACCGCACCCCCCCUCUCGACACACAUUCGUUUUCUAAUCAAUCCUCACACCAUGAUAGAAGCCUGAGUUUGACUGCGGCGCAAAACUUCGACGAAAAAGAAGAGGAAGACAUUAAAACGCUCACAAAUAGACAGUUUUUUGAAAAAGACAUUACGGAGCUCGAACUUAUUUUACGUCGGCUGAAGGUCGAAAUUAGUGAACUUCAGUCAACCAAAUCGCAGCUGACCACAGAUGUGGAAUCUUUAAGGUCUGUCAAAGAAGGGCUCAGAAGGGAUAUUGGAACGUUUGAGAAGGAGAAAAGCAGUGAUCGUGGCAAGUCAAUUGAGUCGUUAGAACCGGACACAUUUGAUGAAUCGCCGGUACGUCAAGCUGCCACUGCUAAUGUAGGCAAUGCUGCUAAGCCAAGGUUCUGGAAAAUCUUUUCCAGUAAUAAGCAGGGCCUAAAUGGUCCGUCUUUAAGUGUAGGCAGAGUUGAGAUCUCGCAGCCGGUCUUGCAAAAUCCCUCAGACGUUAGUGACCUGAAUUUAGUUCCAAUUGUGAACAAAACCGAGAGUCAAUCUUCAUCGUCAGACAUGUCUCGGAGCGGGCAUGCUCUGCAUGGGUCAAGCCUCACUAGUCGCUGCGCAUUCGAGAACAAUUCUAUGCCAAGUCUAAUUUCUACGUGCAUACAGCAAAUUCAAUCGCGAGAAGAAUAUCUUAAAGCCGAGGGGCUCUACAGAAAGUCUGGGAGCCAAAUUUUGAUCGAGCAGAUUGAGUCAGCUUUCGCACAGGCGUCUCCUAAGGAUCCCCAGCCUGAAUCGCUGAUAAAACUGCUGAAUGAAGAUGUUCAUGCCGUUACGGGGGUUCUGAAACGGUACCUCAGACGUCUACCGAACCCUGUGUUAACGUACGAGGUUUAUGAGCCCUUGAUGAAGUUAGUGCGAGACAAUCAGCUUCUGAGUAACUUAUCGUUGGAUUCCAGAGUCACCAAGCAAAAUAAGCUUUACUCUGAAACGCUGUCAACGUUACGAGAAAUUUUGAAUUUGCUUCCAGCUGAACACCUGUAUUUAUUAAAGCAGCUCGUGGAUCAUCUCAUUAUCGUAUCUGAGUUUAGUGAUUUCAACCUAAUGACGUUGAAUAACCUCUCGUUGGUAUUUGCGCCAGGGCUGAUUAGAGAUGAGACUGGUGUGAAAGACAUAUCAGACAUGAAGGAACGGAAUUACGUGGUUUAUUUCAUUUUAUUCAAGCAUUUUGAUGUGUUUGAAAACUAA